This is a messenger RNA of Venturia canescens, 2238 nucleotides long. RefSeq lists its product as uncharacterized. The transcript has 8 exons. Gene Ontology annotation, biological process: lipid catabolic process. The record is from RefSeq and is a predicted model, not a curated record. Gene Ontology annotation, molecular function: lipase activity. The coding region runs from base 1 to 2223 and encodes 740 amino acids. NCBI's taxonomy places the organism in Eukaryota, Metazoa, Arthropoda, Insecta, Hymenoptera, Ichneumonidae.
AUGGAAUCAACAACCGCCGAAAUGAACCUUCGUGUGCCAAUCGGUUAUUACAUUUUCAACGUUUAUUUCGGCUUUUUUGCUAGAAGUGUGAUACUUGGUGAAAGAGAAUGGGUCCCUAACCACGAUGGAGGCCCAAAAGAUCAGGUCACUGGAAUUGAACAUCAUGGCGAAAUACUUGAAGCACUUGCACUCAAAUUAGAUCAAAGCGUAAACCGUGCUGACGAAAGGAUUUUGUUUUAUCUUUACACCAAGCAUAAUCCAAAAGAUCCUCAAGUCCUUAAGUUCAAUUCGUUGGAAUCUUUCCGGACAAGCUGGUUCGAAGGAGACCAUUCUACAGUUUUCAUAACUCAUGGAUUCUUAAAUACCGCCAAUUCCGAAGCUGUCACGAGUGUUCGCGAUGCAUACCUAAACGGCACGGAAGAGCUUAACGUGAUAACGGUCGAUUGGAGCGCGUACAGUAUAUCUUUUUAUAGCAGUGCAUGCGGUAAGGUGGAAUCGAUAGGAAGCGAUAUUGCACGAAUGAUCAAUUUUAUGAAAAGCUAUACGGAAUUAAAACUUUAUUUAACUACGCUCGUUGGUCAUUCACUGGGUGCGCAUAUAAUGGGAGUUGCUGGAAGGGAAGUAACCGGCGGCAAGGUCAACCAAAUUUUCGCUUUAGAUCCAGCUGGCCCUGGCUUCGAAGGAAAGAAUUCCAGCAGUCAACUGUCACCACGGGAUGCGAGAAACGUCCAAGUGAUCCAUACGUGUGGUAACGCGUUAGGUUAUCGAGGACGUCUUGGCGAUGCAGACUUUUAUCCCAACGGUGGGUUGAGCCAACCGGGUUGUGCUCUCGGUGACAGCAUUUUCAAUGGAGCUUGCUCUCAUGGUCGUUCUUUCUGGUACUUCGCCGAAUCACUCAAUUCUCCGACAGGCUUCCAAGCCAUAAAAUGUAGAAGUGGUGAAAACCCUCACAAAGGCCAGUGUAGAGGCAAAGCUCGUUUGAUGGGUGGACGCUCCAAUACGAUCAACGUCACUGGCGUUUCCUACCUCAAAACCCAUGACACUCCACCUUACGCAGUUUUAUUGCAACCAAACAAAUUGCGAACGAUGAAAAUGUCAAUCGUUUGUUUCAUUCCCUGCAUUUAUUCCGCAAUUUUUGGCCAAACUUUCGAUUUGCCAAGAACCAGCAUCUACGUGAUUGAUAGAAAUAACAACAGUAAUAAUCAUCGAUACGAUUGGAUCCCUGAUCGUGGGCCACGGCCAGAAGAACUUUCCAUGACACUCCAACAAACUGAUGGUGUAGUUCAAGCACUCGCACUUACAGGACAACAUCACGACAAACGUUCCACGAGCCAGGUUUUAUUUCACCUCUACACCAAAAAAAAUCCUACUGACGGUCAAGAGCUCAAAAUUGGCUCACUGAAAUCCGUGCGAAACAGUUUUUUCCAGAGUACUAAACGAACAGUUUUCAUAACUCAUGGUUUCUUCAUCACUGCCAGUUUCUCACCAGUCACUAGUAUUCGCGACGAAUACUUAAAGUCUACGGAAGAAGUGAACGUGAUUGCGGUCGAUUGGAGUCCGCUGGCCAUAUCUCUUUAUAAUAUCGCGGCGAUAAACGUGGUGACAGCUGGAAUCGAAAUCGCUCGGAUGAUCGACUUUUUACGCAAGCAGGCUAAACUGAAACUCUUUGCUACCACGCUCGUUGGGCAUUCGUUGGGUGCCCACGUAGUGGGAGUCGCUGGGCGCAGAGUUACCGGGGGAAAGGUCAGCAGAAUUUUCGGUUUGGAUCCAGCUCUUCCAUAUUUUAGUGAAAAGAACGCGACGGGUCGGUUAUCCAGGAGCAGUGCAAGAAACGUGCAAGUUAUUCACACGAAUGGGGGUCAGUUAGGUUUGCUGGAACCUCUCGGUCACGCAGAUUUUUAUGUCAAUGGUGGAGCGAGUCAACCGGGUUGCACUGUCUUAGAUUCCUUCUUUGCUGGAUCUUGCUCCCAUGGUCGAGCUUUUUGGCUCUUCGCGGAAUCGAUUAACUCCCCGGUAGGCUUCAAGAGCAUAAAAUGCAGGCCCAGAGACAACUACUAUAAGGGUCCAUCCGGAGGGUCCCAGGUCGCUUUGAUGGGAGGAGUUUGGAAACGUCAUCCACCGGUUGGAAUUUAUUAUUUGCAAACCAGUGACACCGCGCCUUUUGCACUUCGUAUGCGACGGAAACGAAAUCGAAAAUGCACAGGGAUGAGACGUACAAAAUGAAAUUCAAUUGGAUUC